Molecule: messenger RNA, 1694 nt
Organism: Penaeus vannamei (Pacific white shrimp)
Lineage: Eukaryota; Metazoa; Arthropoda; Malacostraca; Decapoda; Penaeidae
Source: RefSeq, a predicted model, not a curated record
GUUUACUGGGCAUGUGGGCAUAGGGGGCAGUUGACUCCUGACUUGCCUGUGGUGCUGACACGAUCACGCUUUCGCCAUCAUUCAAGAUAAUCGAUUUUUUGAAACUCAGAAGUGGUUCUUUGAAUGCUUGUGUCAACUGCAAUUGGUUGUUGUAUUAACUAUGUUUCGUCCUCUUGAAUGACACUCGAUUCUUUGCUAUCUUUAUGUUGUUCUUUAGAUAUGUGAGUAUUCACUGUUGACACAGAGGGUAUAGUUUGAAAAUAGAUGCCAAUUAAAUAUGUGAAGGGAUUUGAAAGUUUUACAGAAUGGAAAAGAGCAUACGUGACUGAAAAGUUUGUUUAGUUUACCCUCCGAGAGAUUACGUUAUCACCGCGAAGGAUAACCAGUCAAAACUAAAGUCAGACUUUGCUCAAAACGAGUGUUCAUUGAGAUCGGAGCCUUUGUCACAAGACGACUGAAAAUUAAGACACGAAAUGGCAGCCAGAGACCCCAUGUUCUACCCUUCCUCAUCUUCCUCCUCCGCGUCCUCUUCCGUGAACUCCUUGGAUACCGCCCUUCGCGACGCCCUCGCCCGCGCCCUCGACAAAGGACGGGCUUCCACGGGCGAGACGAGGGACAGGAUGAGCCAUUACUACACCUGCAGCGUGGAGACAGUGAGGAACAAGAUCUCCGGUAAGUCCAGGAAUCUUCAGGCGAAAUGGAAGGAUCUCCGAGGACUGCAGGAGGCGCGCGAAAGGGCACUGGAAGGACUCAAGGGCGCUGGGAGGACCCUCGUGUGCUUCGUCGGAGGAAGGGACGGAGGCUCGCCCAAGGCCACGUAUCAGCGAUUGGAUAAUGAUUUGGACGAAGCUACCGAGAGGACCCACAUCUCGGCCUCGCCCUCUACUUCGCCUUCGACCUCGUCCUCCACCUCGUCCUCUGACCCCCUCCCUCGCCUCCGCGCCCGCGUCGCCCUCGAGUUGUCCAGGGCGGGCAAGUGGCUGGUGACGGGCCUUCGAGGUUAUGCCGAAAGUGUCAACCCUACCAUGGCCUACGACGCCCGAGCCAGGCACACGCUGCACGUCGCCAGUUCGGGCUAUCCAACUACCUUUCCUUAUGCUCUGUGAGGAGGAAUUGGCGAGAGGGAGAGGGCUGAAUGUACGUCUGGAUAAGGAGGUGUUUGUUGUGUGUCUGGAUUUCCUUAUACCUUAUGAAGAGGGACUUUAUAUAUCAGUGUGUACAGUUUUGUUACUUCCCUUGUGUGUAUUUGGGAGAAUGGAAUAAGGAUGUUUUUGUAGAUUAUGACUGUGGGAUGUAACUGAGGCGAGGUGAUAUAUUUUAUGAAACUCGUUUAGUUAAACAAAUGACAGGUUGUUACUUUUUAUGUGCUGUGUGUGGAUGUGUUGUUCAUAUAAUUUUUAAUAUACAUUUUAUAGGAGGACGGAUUACAUUUUGUUUUUUAACAGGAAUAAUGCCAGUUUAGCACAUAUGCCUUUGUAAAUAUGUGCCCAUAUCAAUGUAUUUUAAGGUGACAUUUUAAAUGUGUGACAUAGAUACAUAGAAGAUGAGCUAAUAGAUAUAUAAACAAUCAUUGUGUAUAUAUUGUGUACUAUGUAUAAAUUUUCGUAAGCUCUGUAUAAUGAAGUAAAGUCAUAUUGUUACUUGUAUUUUAAUCAGAUAUGUUGUGUGAUGAAACCCAUAAUUUUAUGGCUAAU